Messenger RNA from Pieris napi, 1673 nucleotides. RefSeq lists its product as uncharacterized. The record is from RefSeq and is a predicted model, not a curated record. The transcript is spliced from 11 exons. NCBI's taxonomy places the organism in Eukaryota, Metazoa, Arthropoda, Insecta, Lepidoptera, Pieridae. The coding region runs from base 92 to 1270 and encodes 392 amino acids.
GCUGUGGAGGUAAGCCAGUGCCGUGUAAACCUGCGCUCAGGCCGCCCGUCAUGCUGCGUGGAGUCCAAUAAUAAAGUGUUUAAAGUGAAUCAUGUGCCAAUCGUGGAGGUAUUUCUUCGCCGGCGUGUUGCUGGCGACAGUCACUGCACAGAAUACAGAAAGCAGUGGAGACUUCACGCCGGUUGUAACUGCAACAUGUAAGAGUGGAGUUAUGUCAAUUAGAAUCAACUUUAGCCUGCCUUUCAGUGGAGUAACACAUGCUCGAGAAUACAGAAAUCCAGCUUGCAUGGCGAUGGGCAACGGGAGUGAAACUGUAGGAUUCGAUAUUAAUCUCAACGCAGUCAAAGGCUCGCCUGACUAUUGUGGAGUUUUCUGGAAUAACCGAACAGACGAGCGCUCCUUACCACUAGCAGUACGCGUUCACAGGACAUUGGAGCUCGCUGACGACAAAUUCUAUGUCAUCACGUGUGGCAAGGCCGGCUUUAGAAACGCAAGAAAUGAAACCUCAUUGGUAUCAUUACGAUUGCUAAAUUCAGAGGGUAGGAAAGUAUUGAAUGCGGCUUAUGGUCUGCCUUACACACUCCGAGCUGAGAUGAGCAAACCUGACGGAACACACGGCAUUCGCAUGAGAAAUUGUUUUGUUUUCAACAUGCGUAAUAACACCGUGGAUCUUCUAGACAGGAGAGGAUGUCCUGCAAAAGAACAAACCCUGAUCGUUAGGUCUGACACGACCACCGCUGAAAUAGCAAUACCGCAAAUGUUUAGGUUCUCUGACUCCUCACAAAUCAACUUCCAGUGUGAUAUAGGAAUUUGUAAAGGCGCCUGUGCAACGAUAGAUUGUUCCAUCGAUGGCCCAGAACCAAACGACGAGGAAGGUUCAGUCACAGCCUCAACCGGAGCUUUUGUGCUGGAUCCGAACGAUAGUGCAGUUGCAGCUCUAGCUUGUGUCGAUGAAGGCGUCCAUCCACUCUGGCUUCUGUACUUGGCAAUCGCUCUGGGAGUCAUGUUCCUGGUGAUGCUGCUCGUCAACUGUUUCCUCUGCACUGCCAUGACGUGCUCCUGCGCUAGGACUGAUGUUAUAGAAAAGGAUCCGUCAGUAGUCGAAGAUUAUGACCCUUACCGCAGCUGGCAUGGAAGUCAAUAUGGAAGUCGCUAUCCAUCCUCCACCAUACACUCAGCGAGAUCGGUAUCUGAUAACAGCGAUCACUACGCAAUAGUACAGUCGAGACCCGGCAGUCGACACUCAGGAAUGCAUCGAAGUCGACAUUGAUAUUAAAAUAAUCCGGAUGGAUAUUUAAUCUAGUCUGGAAUGAUGAAGGGAAAUAAUCGAAAAAGCAACAUUGUAAUUUAUAUACGUAACUACGUACUAACGAGGCAAGUUACUGGCCUGUAUAUAAACUUAUAGUAUAAACUUUUCGAUAGUUUGUCAAGUAUUCGUAUAGUUGAUGUUAAUGUCAGUUUCUAAGGAUAAGAUUCAAUCAAGACUUAGUAUGACUCCCGUAUGUCCAAAACGUAUUGGAUUUGACAUACGGAAGCCAAACUUAGCGCUAUCUGAAAUUUACCCUAAGAUGUUUUUCCUAAGGGUGCUGACAAACUGUGUAAUGUUUGAAAAUUUUCAUAGAGUUAUAGACUACAUUGCAAUCACAGAAUAAAUAUAAAACGUCCCUUAAUAU